AUGACAACCAAAGUCUCUCCUCCAUCAAAUGCACGGGGUAGUCCCCCAUCACUCGGCUAUCAGCCAGGCACACCAAGAGACACCGUCAAGGAUGAAGUCUCGCUUCCAGGCAUACCAUUGUUCCUCGAAGCCAGAUCCCAUGCGCUCACGGUUCCAAACAAGGCCGCUAUCAUUGACACGAGCCGAAACGAGACUUUUACCUAUCCGCAGCUCUUGAAUGAUGCUGCGAUGUUCAUGACGGAGAUACAAAAGCUUCUGCGGUCGUCCAACGAUCCGUCAAUAUUGCCCUCCGAGGAACCAAGAGUUGCAUAUCUGGUGCCUCCAGGAUACGAUUACGUGGUUGUACAAUGGGCCAUUUGGGCAGCUGGCGCAAUCUGUGUUCCGUUAUGCACUUCUCACCCGAUCAAAGAACUCCAACACACAAUAUCCGACUCGGAUCCCUCUCUAAUCAUUCUCUACCCAUCAUUCCAAAAAUUGAAAGGCGGUCUCCGAGCGCGAAGACCAGAAACCCCAAUUAUGGUCAUGACUCCAGUUCCGAAACUUCCGACCACCAAAUCCAUGUCAUUGACACUUCCUAGAUUCAGCGCCUCGUUUCCUUUGUCUCGUCGUGCCAUGAUGAUCUACACAUCUGGCACGACGUCCAGACCGAAAGGAUGCGUCACCACCCACUCAGCCACAACUUUCCAAACGCGCAGUUUGGUCGAAGCUUGGGGCUACAGUCGUGCCGACCACUUGAUCCACGUGCUUCCCUUACACCACGUCCACGGCAUAGUUAAUGGACUCACCGCAACCUUACUCGCCGGCGGGACCGUGGAAAUGCAUUCGACGUUCGACCCCAAAAUCGUCUGGGACAGGUGGUCCGAGAAGGGCUCCUCAACCAUGUUCAUGGCCGUCCCAACGGUCUAUGCACGCUUGAUCGAGUACUUCGACACACGUAUUCGCGGUGACCCAUUUGAGUCCGUUGCGCGAGAAGGCGCAAAAUCCCUGCGUCUCGUGGUAAGCGGAUCGGCCGCUCUUCCGGUGUCCAUAAAACGCAACUUCCAUGAGAUCACGGGCCACGAAUUACUCGAGCGCUACGGUAUGACAGAGGUAGGCAUGGCGUUGAGCUGUGGGUUGGACAGCAACAAACGCAUCGACGGCAGCGUGGGGUGGCCCUUGCCUGACGUGCAAGUUCGUCUGGUCGAUCCUGAAACUUCGAAGAUCAUCACGCUCUCAGGAAACGAGGAAGCCGCUGGGCUCCUCGAAAUCAAAGGUCCAAAUCUGUUCGCUGAGUACUUUCGACAACCGAGCGCAACGGCCGAGUCGUUUACACAGGACGGCUGGUUCAAGACUGGCGAUGUUGCCAGGCGAGACGCCGGUGGUGCGUACUUUAUCCUCGGUCGCGAGAGUGUGGACCUGAUUAAGAGCGGUGGAUACAAGAUUUCAGCUCUUGAAGUGGAAAAGAAGAUUCUGGGCAACGCAAGACUAUGUAGCAUCGUGGAUGAAGUUGUGGUGGUGGGUGUCAAUGAUGCCGACUGGGGCCAGAGAGUUGCUGCCAUCGUGAAAAUGAAGAUGAAGGACCGUGCUCAUGCGACUUCACCCAGGUCAGAUCCCGACCUCGACCUCGCCACGCUCCGCACCUGCCUCAGAGAAGACAUGGCUCCAUAUAAGAUGCCCACGAUAUUGAAAGUCGCAGAUUCCAUCGAGCGCAACGCCAUGGGGAAAGUUGAUAAGAAACAGAUCAUUAAGAAGCACUUUGGGCCGAAGCUGUAA
Rhinocladiella mackenziei CBS 650.93 is the source of this 1752-nucleotide messenger RNA. RefSeq lists its product as uncharacterized. Gene Ontology annotation, molecular function: medium-chain fatty acid-CoA ligase activity. NCBI's taxonomy places the organism in Eukaryota, Fungi, Ascomycota, Eurotiomycetes, Chaetothyriales, Herpotrichiellaceae. Gene Ontology annotation, biological process: fatty acid metabolic process. The transcript is spliced from 3 exons. The record is from RefSeq and is a predicted model, not a curated record. The coding region runs from base 1 to 1752 and encodes 583 amino acids.